UGGCAAGGAAGCCUCAACUCUCAACACUACAUUGGAACGAAUCCCAUAAAAACGGUUGAACGACAUGCCAAUCAUUUACGGCCUGGUCGCCCGAGGCGCCAUCAUCCUCGCCGAGCAUGCAACGACAACAGGAAACUUUACCACUGUCACCCAACACAUUCUCGAACGCCUACCGGAAGGCGAUUCGAAAAUGACGUUUGUUUACGAUAGAUAUCUAUUCCAUUACAUUAGCCGCAACAACAUUACGUAUCUCUGCUUAGCUGACGAUUCAUUUGGUCGUCGCCUCCCAUUCGCAUUCCUGGAAGAUAUCUCCCGCCGCUUCGAAAAUGCAUAUGGAGAUAGAGCCCAAACAGCGAUUGCAUAUGGGUUGAACGAGUUUUCCAAAGUGAUUGCAACGCAGAUGGAGUAUUACUCAAACAACCAGGGUGCAGACCGAUUGAGACAGGUGCAAGGAGAGAUUGAUCAAGUGCGAGAUGUGAUGGUGCACAAUAUUGAAAAAGUUUUGGAAAGAGGCGAACGCAUUGAGAUCCUCGUUGACAAAACCGACAAUCUAAACCAAACCUCUUUUGCCUUCAAGAAACGCUCAACGGCUCUUCGUCGACGAGAAUGGUGGAAAAACACUCGGUUGAUGAUCAUUCUCGUUGCUGUUAUCUUUCUGGUCAUUUACUUUACCGUUGGAGCUUCGUGUGGGUUCCCUGGAUUCCACAAGUGCAUUGGUUCUGACUCCGCCAACAAUGUCACGCCAAACUCUGCUCAACUGCUGGAAUAACGUCUCCCUUCCGUUGAUGAGGACACGUAGAUUUGCGUCAUUUGCAAGUUUGCCACUUGUGCUUGUACCUCUGUUUGUAAAAAGCGACAUAUAUGUGAAUAUAAGAUCUUGUUUGAACAUAUUGGGGAGGUUGUUAACGGAAACUCUCGGGUGGACAUUUAAAUGAUUGUGAUACGAUGGACUAUGAGCUGCACCGACUCUGGAUACUUGGUGAUGAGACGUGAAAUUGAUAUC
This is a messenger RNA of Spizellomyces punctatus DAOM BR117, 1003 nucleotides long. RefSeq lists its product as uncharacterized. Lineage: Eukaryota; Fungi; Chytridiomycota; Chytridiomycetes; Spizellomycetales; Spizellomycetaceae. The record is from RefSeq and is a predicted model, not a curated record. Gene Ontology annotation, biological process: vesicle-mediated transport. The transcript is spliced from 7 exons. Bases 65 to 769 code for a protein of 234 amino acids. Gene Ontology annotation, cellular component: membrane.